This is a messenger RNA of Phascolarctos cinereus (koala), 10068 nucleotides long. It is a transcript of the gene ACACA, whose product is annotated as acetyl-CoA carboxylase alpha. Lineage: Eukaryota; Metazoa; Chordata; Mammalia; Diprotodontia; Phascolarctidae. Gene Ontology annotation, cellular component: mitochondrion. Gene Ontology annotation, molecular function: acetyl-CoA carboxylase activity; ATP binding; metal ion binding. The record is from RefSeq and is a predicted model, not a curated record. Gene Ontology annotation, biological process: fatty acid biosynthetic process.
GCCCCGACGCGGCCUCGCGGCAGCUCCGGACAGCCUGUCAGCCAUCGCCCGAGCAGCCGGCGUCUCCUCCUGCUCAGUGCAGCCGCCUCGGCCUGCACGGGACUCCCCGGGCUGCUGCUGCUGCCGCCGCUGCCACCGCCACCGCCGCCGCCGCCGCCACCGUCACCGCCGCCACCGUCACCGCCGCCACCGCUGCCACCCUGAGUUCUUUCUGGAGGUGGAUAUCUUCUUACGUUGUAAGAAUUAUAAGAGCUCUAAGAACCUAUUUUGAUGACAUAAUGGAUGAGCCUUCUCCUGUGGCCAAGCCUCUGGAGCUGAACCAGCGCUCUCGAUUCAUAAUUGGCUCUGUGUCCGAAGAUAACUCUGAGGAUGAGAUCAGCAGUUUGGUGAAACUGGAUCUGCUGGAAGAGAAAGAAGGAUCUUUGUCACCAGCUUCUGUCAGCUCAGAUACUCUCUCUGACCUGGGACUCCCAAGCCUACAAGAUGGCUUGGCCUUACCCAUGAGGUCCAGCAUGUCCGGCCUACACCUGGUAAAACAAGGCCGAGACCGAAAGAAAAUAGACUCCCAGAGAGAUUUCACUGUUGCUUCUCCAGCAGAGUUUGUUACUCGUUUUGGGGGAAAUAAAGUGAUUGAAAAGGUUCUCAUUGCCAACAAUGGCAUUGCUGCAGUGAAAUGCAUGAGAUCUAUCCGUAGGUGGUCUUAUGAGAUGUUUCGAAAUGAACGUGCAAUCCGAUUUGUUGUCAUGGUGACGCCUGAAGAUCUUAAAGCGAAUGCAGAGUACAUUAAGAUGGCAGAUCACUACGUCCCAGUGCCUGGAGGACCUAACAACAAUAACUAUGCAAAUGUGGAACUAAUUCUUGAUAUUGCUAAAAGGAUCCCAGUACAAGCAGUAUGGGCUGGAUGGGGCCAUGCUUCUGAAAACCCUAAGCUUCCCGAACUCCUCUUAAAGAAUGGCAUUGCCUUUAUGGGUCCUCCAAGCCAAGCCAUGUGGGCUCUGGGGGAUAAGAUUGCCUCUUCUAUAGUAGCUCAAACGGCAGGUAUCCCAACUCUUCCCUGGAGUGGCAGUGGUCUUCGUGUGGACUGGCAAGAGAAUGAUUUUUCAAAGCGCAUUUUGAAUGUUCCCCAGGAUCUGUAUGAGAAAGGUUAUGUGAAGGAUGUAGAUGCUGGAUUGCAGGCAGCUGAGGAAGUUGGUUAUCCAGUUAUGAUCAAGGCCUCAGAAGGAGGAGGAGGGAAGGGAAUCAGAAAAGUGAACAAUGCAGAUGACUUCCCUAACCUCUUCAGACAGGUUCAGGCUGAAGUCCCUGGCUCCCCUAUCUUUGUGAUGAGACUGGCCAAACAGUCUCGUCACUUGGAGGUGCAGAUCUUAGCAGAUCAGUAUGGCAAUGCAAUCUCCUUGUUUGGUCGUGACUGCUCUGUGCAGCGAAGACAUCAGAAGAUCAUAGAAGAGGCUCCUGCCACUAUUGCAACUCCAGUGGUAUUUGAGCAUAUGGAACAGUGUGCUGUGAAGCUUGCCAAGAUGGUAGGUUAUGUCAGUGCUGGGACUGUGGAGUACCUCUACAGCCAGGAUGGCAGCUUCUACUUCCUGGAGCUGAAUCCGCGGCUGCAGGUGGAGCAUCCUUGUACGGAGAUGGUGGCUGAUGUCAACCUUCCAGCGGCCCAACUCCAGAUUGCCAUGGGUAUUCCUCUGUACAGAAUUAAAGAUAUCCGAAUGAUGUAUGGGGUCUCACCCUGGGGAGACGUACCAAUUGAUUUUGAAAACUCUGCUCAUGUCCCCUGCCCGAGGGGUCACGUCAUCGCUGCUCGGAUCACUAGUGAGAAUCCUGAUGAGGGUUUUAAGCCCAGCUCAGGAACAGUCCAGGAGUUGAAUUUCCGUAGCAAUAAGAAUGUCUGGGGCUAUUUCAGUGUUGCUGCUGCUGGUGGACUUCAUGAAUUUGCAGAUUCUCAGUUUGGUCACUGCUUCUCCUGGGGAGAAAACCGAGAGGAGGCCAUUUCAAACAUGGUGGUGGCUUUGAAGGAGCUGUCUAUCCGGGGAGACUUCCGGACUACUGUUGAGUACCUGAUCAAGCUGCUGGAGACGGAGAGCUUCCAGCAUAACCGCAUAGACACGGGCUGGCUAGACAGGCUGAUCGCUGAGAAAGUACAGGCAGAGCGUCCUGAUACCAUGUUGGGGGUUGUAUGUGGGGCUCUACAUGUGGCAGAUGUGAGCCUUCGGAACAGUGUCUCCAAUUUCCUUCACUCUUUAGAGAGGGGUCAGGUCCUUCCUGCUCACACACUUCUGAACACAGUUGAUGUUGAGCUUAUCUACGAAGGGGCCAAAUAUGUGCUGAAGGUGACCCGGCAGUCCCCUAACUCAUAUGUGGUGAUCAUGAAUGGCUCCUGUGUGGAGGUGGAUGUGCACCGUCUGAGUGAUGGAGGAUUACUUUUGUCUUAUGAUGGUAGCAGCUAUACAACAUACAUGAAGGAAGAAGUGGAUAGGUACCGUAUCACAAUUGGCAACAAGACCUGUGUAUUUGAGAAGGAGAAUGACCCAUCUGUACUCCGUUCACCUUCUGCUGGAAAAUUGAUCCAGUACAUUGUGGAGGAUGGAGGCCAUGUGUUUGCUGGCCAGUGCUAUGCUGAGAUUGAGGUAAUGAAGAUGGUAAUGACUUUAAUAUCUGUUGAGUCUGGUUGUAUCCACUAUGUCAAGCGGCCUGGAGCAGCUCUUGACCCUGGUUGUGUGAUUGCCAAGUUGCAGCUGGAUAACCCCAGUAAGGUUCAGCAGGCUGAGCUACAUACUGGAAGUUUGCCCAAGAUCCAGAGUACAGCACUCAGAGGCGAGAAGCUUCAUCGAGUCUUCCAUUAUGUCCUGGAUAACCUGGUCAAUGUAAUGAAUGGAUACUGCCUCCCGGACCCUUUCUUUAGCAACAGGGUAAAAGAUUGGGUGGAGAGAUUGAUGAAAACCCUCAGAGACCCUUCCCUACCUCUCCUAGAAUUGCAGGACAUUAUGACCAGUGUUUCUGGCCGGAUACCCCCCAAUGUGGAGAAGUCCAUCAAGAAGGAAAUGGCCCAGUAUGCCAGCAAUAUCACCUCUGUUCUUUGCCAGUUUCCCAGCCAGCAGAUCGCCAACAUCCUAGACAGUCAUGCAGCUACAUUGAACCGGAAGUCUGAACGAGAAGUCUUCUUCAUGAACACUCAGAGCAUUGUGCAGCUGGUCCAGAGGUACCGAAGUGGUAUCAGAGGCCACAUGAAAGCUGUGGUGAUGGAUCUGCUCCGACAGUACCUGCGAGUGGAGACUCAGUUCCAGAAUGGUCACUAUGAUAAGUGUGUCUUCACCCUCCGGGAAGAGAAUAAAAGUGAUAUGAACACUGUGCUGAACUAUAUCUUCUCCCAUGCUCAAGUCACCAAGAAGAACCUUCUGGUCACAAUGCUUAUUGAUCAGUUGUGUGGCCGGGAUCCCACCCUCACUGAUGAGCUGCUGAAUAUCCUUACCGAGCUGACUCAGCUUAGCAAAACCACCAAUGCUAAAGUGGCACUUCGAGCCCGGCAGGUUCUUAUUGCCUCCCAUUUACCAUCCUAUGAACUUCGACAUAACCAAGUAGAAUCUAUUUUCCUAUCGGCUAUUGACAUGUACGGACAUCAGUUUUGCAUUGAGAACCUACAGAAACUUAUCUUGUCUGAAACAUCCAUUUUUGAUGUCCUCCCAAACUUCUUCUACCAUAGCAACCAAGUGGUGAGAAUGGCAGCUCUGGAGGUGUAUGUGCGGAGGGCCUACAUUGCCUAUGAACUCAACAGUGUCCAACAUCGACAACUGAAGGACAAUACCUGUGUGGUAGAGUUCCAGUUCAUGCUGCCCACAUCUCACCCAAACAGAGGGAACAUCCCCACGCUAAACAGAAUGUCCUUCUCCUCCAACCUCAACCACUAUGGCAUGGCUCACGUAGCUAGUGUCAGCGAUGUACUACUGGACAACUCAUUCACUCCACCGUGCCAGAGGAUGGGCGGGAUGGUUUCUUUCCGGACUUUCGAAGACUUUGUCAGAAUUUUUGAUGAAGUAAUGGGCUGUUUCUGUGACUCCCCACCCCAAAGCCCUACAUUCCCUGAGGCGGGCCACACUUCGCUGUAUGAUGAAGAUAAGGCUGCCAGGGAUGAACCCAUUCACAUCCUGAACGUGGCCAUCAAGACUGACUGUGACAUUGAGGAUGACAGACUAGCAGCCAUGUUUAGAGAUUUUACUCAGCAAAAUAAAGCUGCUCUUGUUGAGCAUGGAAUCCGGCGGCUUACUUUCCUGGUUGCACAAAAGGAUUUCAGAAAACAGGUCAACUGUGAGGUGGAUCAAAGAUUUCAUAGAGAGUUUCCUAAAUUUUUCACAUUCCGAGCAAGGGAUAAGUUUGAGGAAGAUCGUAUCUAUCGUCACUUGGAGCCUGCCCUGGCUUUCCAGCUGGAGCUAAACCGAAUGAGGAAUUUUGACCUCACUGCCAUUCCAUGUGCCAACCACAAGAUGCAUUUAUACCUUGGGGCAGCCAAAGUGGAAGUGGGCACUGAAGUGACAGACUAUAGAUUCUUUGUGAGGGCAAUCAUCAGGCAUUCUGAUCUGGUCACCAAGGAAGCCUCUUUUGAGUAUCUGCAGAAUGAGGGGGAACGUCUGCUCCUGGAAGCCAUGGAUGAGUUGGAGGUUGCUUUUAACAAUACCAACGUCCGAACUGAUUGCAACCAUAUCUUCCUCAACUUUGUGCCCACGGUCAUCAUGGACCCAUCAAAGAUUGAGGAAUCUGUGAGGAGCAUGGUGAUGCGCUAUGGAAGCCGGCUGUGGAAACUCCGAGUCCUCCAAGCAGAGUUGAAAAUUAACAUCCGCUUAACACCAACUGGAAAAGCAAUUCCCAUCCGCCUCUUCUUGACCAAUGAGUCUGGUUAUUACUUGGACAUCAGUCUAUAUAAGGAAGUGACAGACUCCAGGACAGCACAGAUCAUGUUCCAGGCAUAUGGAGACAAACAGGGACCACUGCAUGGAAUGUUGAUCAAUACUCCCUAUGUGACCAAAGACCUGCUACAAUCCAAGAGGUUCCAAGCACAAACUUUAGGGACGACAUAUAUUUAUGAUAUUCCAGAAAUGUUCCGGCAGUCUCUGAUAAAACUCUGGGAAUCUAUGUCAGCUCAAGCAUUCCUGCCAGCCCCACCACUGCCUUCUGAUAUGCUGACUUAUACUGAGCUGGUGUUGGAUGAUCAAGGUCAGCUGGUGCACAUGAACAGGCUUCCAGGAGGAAAUGAGAUUGGCAUGGUAGCCUGGAAAAUGACUCUGAAGAGUCCUGAGUACCCAGAAGGACGAGAUAUCAUUGUUAUUGGAAAUGACAUCACCUAUCGAAUUGGGUCCUUUGGACCUCAAGAAGAUAUGCUAUUUCUGAGGGCUUCUGAGCUUGCCAGGGCAGAGGGUAUCCCUCGCAUUUAUGUGGCAGCUAACAGUGGAGCGAGAAUUGGAUUGGCAGAGGAAAUACGCCACAUGUUCCAUGUGGCGUGGGUGGAUCCUGAUGAUCCUUACAAGGGAUACAAGUAUUUAUAUUUGACUCCUCAAGAUUUUAAGAGGGUCAGUGCCCUGAACUCUGUUCACUGUGAGCAUGUGGAGGAUGAAGGGGAAUCCAGGUAUAAGAUAACAGAUAUUAUUGGAAAGGAAGAAGGACUUGGGGCUGAGAACCUCAGGGGUUCUGGGAUGAUUGCUGGAGAAUCCUCAUUGGCAUAUGAUGAGAUCAUCACCAUCAGCCUGGUAACUUGCCGGGCCAUUGGAAUUGGAGCUUAUCUAGUCCGAUUGGGGCAGAGGACCAUCCAGGUUGAGAACUCAUAUUUGAUUCUGACCGGAGCUGCAGCCCUCAACAAAGUGCUUGGGCGUGAAGUAUAUACAUCUAAUAACCAGCUCGGAGGCAUCCAGAUUAUGCACAACAAUGGAGUGACUCACAGUACUGUAUGUGAUGACUUUGAAGGGGUUCUUACAGUCCUACAUUGGCUGUCUUAUAUGCCCAAGAAUGUGCGCAGUCCAGUUCCUCUUCUUAACUCCAAGGAUCCCAUCGAUAGAAUCAUUGAAUUUGUCCCUACAAAGGCCCCCUAUGAUCCCCGCUGGAUGCUGGCAGGACGUCCUCACCCAACCCAGAAAGGUCAGUGGCUAAGUGGAUUCUUUGACUAUGGUUCCUUCUCUGAGAUCAUGCAGCCUUGGGCACAGACAGUUGUGGUUGGUAGAGCCCGGCUAGGCGGUAUACCUGUAGGAGUAGUUGCUGUAGAAACCAGAACAGUGGAGCUCAGUAUCCCGGCUGAUCCCGCCAACCUGGACUCUGAGGCCAAGAUAAUUCAGCAGGCAGGGCAGGUUUGGUUUCCAGACUCUGCUUUUAAGACCUAUCAAGCUAUCAAGGACUUCAACCGGGAGGGACUUCCCCUCAUGGUCUUUGCCAACUGGAGAGGCUUCUCUGGUGGAAUGAAAGACAUGUAUGACCAGGUCUUGAAGUUUGGAGCUUACAUCGUGGAUGGUUUACGUGAAUGCUGUCAACCGGUGAUGGUUUACAUCCCUCCCCAAGCUGAGCUCCGGGGAGGAUCCUGGGUUGUUAUUGAUCCCACCAUUAACCCCCGGCACAUGGAAAUGUAUGCUGACCGGGAAAGCAGAGGAUCUAUUCUGGAGCCAGAGGGGACAGUAGAAAUCAAAUUCCGCAGAAAGGAUUUGGUGAAAACUAUGCGUCGGGUGGACCCAGUGUACAUCCGCCUGGCCGAGCGAUUGGGCACCCCAGAGCUAAGCCCAGCUGAGCGGAAGGAGUUGGAGAGCAAACUGAAGGAACGGGAAGAAUUCCUCAUUCCCAUUUACCACCAGGUAGCUGUGCAGUUUGCUGACUUGCAUGACACACCGGGCGGGAUGCAGGAAAAGGGUGUCAUUAAUGACGUUCUAGACUGGAAAACAUCCCGCACCUUCUUCUACUGGCGCCUGAGGCGGCUGCUCUUGGAGGACUUAGUGAAGAAGAAGAUCCACGCAGCCAAUCCGGAGCUGACAGACGGCCAGAUCCAGGCCAUGCUUAGGCGCUGGUUUGUGGAGGUGGAGGGAACAGUGAAGGCUUAUGUCUGGGACAACAACAAGGACCUGGUGGAGUGGCUGGAGAAGCAGCUGACAGAGGAAGAUGGUUUUCGUUCGGUGGUUGAUGAAAACAUCAAGUACAUUUCAAGAGAUUACAUCCUCAAGCAGAUCCGCAGCUUGGUGCAGGCCAACCCUGAGGUUGCCAUGGAUUCUAUCAUCCACAUAACCCAACACAUCUCACCAACUCAGCGGGCGGAAGUGGUUCGGAUUCUCUCCACAAUGGACUCUCCUUCAGCGUAGGAAGAGCUCCUGCCCUGCCCUGCCCCUGUCUCUAUAAAGUGAAAAGGGCCAGAGCUGCCUUUUGUGACUCAACUGUGACCACUGCCCUGAAAGCACAGAACAGAUGCAGCACUGGAGUGAAUGGGGCUUUUUUUCUCCCCUUGGACUUUGUCUGGUUAUGUGGGACAUGCUGGGAAAAACCCAAGAGAGAUUACUACCUACAAUGUUUAUUUAACAGAGAUGAGAAGGCCUCCCUCUUUUGCCGCAUGGGGAAUGAGAAGACAAUGAAGGGCACGGAUCAUGCCAUGAGGUCUUACUAAAAUGAAGACAAGGUUUUUAUUCCCUAACUGACCCAUACCAGUCCUCCCCCAUUCCUCAUUGGCAGAGUUCUAGGCAGUCAGAAGACCAACCUCCUACUCCCAACCCCACCCCCCAGCCUUAUGAGCCUGUGCCCUCAGUUCAGUAGUGGAGGGCUGGGAAGGGCGUGAGGCCAAUGGUGCAAGCAGCAAGCUUUGGGAAAAGAAGAAAGCCCUCUCCCAGGGGAUCCCAGCCCAUUUGUCCCCCAGGCCCUGGGAUUAGAGGGAGUGUCAUCCCUAGUUAAAGGGCACCAAGACACUUGUUUAACAAGUAAUCAGUGGAGUUUGAAAAUUAAGCGAGUUCUUGGGUGAGUUAUGGGCAGUAGUGAUCAAGAAAAUGGAACAGUGGUUAUCCUUAAAGUAGAGGGUCUGAACUAGAUCUUUUCAGAACAAAUGGGUGGAAGACCGGCUAAGCCAAGAUCCUGGCUCAUCUUAUUGCUCUGUCCUGUCUUGCCUUUGGGAAGAACAGUGCCAGCAUCGUGUGGAGGCUCUGGGCUUCUGCCAAGGGACUAUGUGGGCUGCUUACUAGUAUAGCCAGAGGGUAAACCUGUAGUGCCAUUUAUUGGAUUUAACUUGCCUGCCCUUUACUGUCUCUCAACACAAAUUCUAGUUGCUUAAGCCAUAGAGAAGGGGCUAAUUCUGGCCAUUUCAGGGUACGGGAGGUCUUUACUAUUAAGCCUGGAGCUUUGAUAGUUGCAAGUUAAUUUUCUGGUGUAUUUCCAAUGCAGUUGUAAUUAGCUUUUCUAGUAGCAGGCAUUUGCCACCAUUUCCUUCAGUCCUGAGUCCUAGUACCUGGCUUGUCUUUUCUUGUAUCUCUCUGCCAUCAGGAUCGGAAGGAAGUGACUGACCAGCAAGUGCUUUCCACCCCUCUAGUGCCCUGCUUAUUAACGUGACUGCCCCCUUAGCUGUGCCCCGGUCACCGGGGAUGACCGUGAUUCUCAAGUGCUGGCAAAGCUGUCCAAUGAAACUGGGACCCACAUGACCUUAAUUAGUAGCAUUUACAGCUCAGUUAUGGUGCUGCUGUCUUCUGUGGCCUCCUCAGCCAGCUGUAGGGGCAUACUGAGGGGUGGAGAAAAAGAUAUUUAUUAUCCACAAGUAGCUAAUUUAAGAAAAGAACUUAACUCUCUAUCCUUAUGUGCUCCAUUAGCACUAUUCAGCCAAUCUUAACCUAGCCCAGAAUGUGUUGGGAGCCUGGAAGCAGGGCAGCAGCUGCUUUUUUCUUGAGAGUUAAUUGCACCUGGCAUUGUUUACAAACAAGAGAAGCCCUAAGACAUCUUUUGCCAUGCAGUUUUUAUAGAAAGCUGCAGUUUUGAGCCUUAACUCUAUAGCUGACAGACAGAAAAAGCUCUGGCCCUCCCUGGAAAUGCAGCCUGCAGACAGUCAAGUUCGCCCCUCAUUCUGAAUCAUAGGCUCACUCUUUAAUGCCUAAAUGAAUCAAAUAGAGUGAAGUAUGUUAAUGUAUCUAUUACCUGGGCUAUAAAGGAAAGGUUACCAGUCUGGGAGACGAGAAGUCCAGCAUGACCAAGACAGGGAGAACUAAAGGCAAGAAGCCCCUGAGUCAUCAGACGUGGCCUGCCAAGAGCUGCUUUCAGCUUUUGGGUUUUGACCAGAUAAGAGAGAGAUACAAUUACCACUACAUUUGUCUGCAGUAACUAUACUUCCCUGCACCUGCAGGCAGUGUUAAAUGCUACAGCAGUCUUCAGCAACUCUCUUGGACAACAGCAUCGUCUCAGUGAUUGUGCAAGUUACUUCUGUGACCACCCUGCUAGCAAACAGACCCAUUUUUUUUUGUAGGCCCCCAAUUACUGCCCCGUUUCAAGGAGAAAGAAGGGCCUUGUUCAAAGUGAGUGAACUAAUGCCUGCUUCCUUGAGCUCCUCUCUCUGGGCAGUAUCUUUCCAUAGGGACCAUAGCCAAGAAGUGUCUCAACUUGUGGCGAGUCAGAUAUUUUUACUGUGCUACACAGAUACAAGCUUACUGAGGCAAGAGGAGUAGAAAGGAUGUAUUGACCAGGUUUUGCUUGAACUGAGGUUGUUAUGUUAUCAUUUCACUCUGUUCACAAAUCAACAUUUACUUGUCUCAACUAAUAAUCCAGUGGAUGAAGACCCUGAGGUGAACCAGGGGCUUCAGGCAAAUGCCCCUUCUGCACCCCUCCCCCAUGGUGAUGAAAUAAACCUCCCCAUUUCUAGCUUAAUCACAACUUGUAUUUUAUCCCAAUCCCAUCCUCAAGUCUUCACUUUUCUCAAUUCCAUUUUCAGCUGGUGAGAGGGUGUGCUGGGUUGGGAGGGAUAUCAGUGAGAGUUAGCAUUGGGAGUUCUGUUGAGGCGCCACACCUCUUUUAAGCCCUCAGCUGCCCUCUCAUUCACAUAAGGAUACCACAAACCUGUUUUGCUUUGGGGUUUUUUUUUUUUGGCUA